Messenger RNA from Exaiptasia diaphana, 697 nucleotides. RefSeq names its product monocarboxylate transporter 13-like. Gene Ontology annotation, molecular function: transmembrane transporter activity. Lineage: Eukaryota; Metazoa; Cnidaria; Anthozoa; Actiniaria; Aiptasiidae. The transcript is spliced from 2 exons. The coding region runs from base 31 to 387 and encodes 118 amino acids. Gene Ontology annotation, biological process: transmembrane transport. The record is from RefSeq and is a predicted model, not a curated record.
AUCUUACCAUCUGUCACGCGUUACUACUGGAUGGUGUUAUACUGUAUUAACUAUGGUGUUGGGGAUGGCCUUUUUGCUACGGCAAUUAUUAAUAUUGCAAUCGAAUGCCUACCAACAGAAAACCGAGGAGGUGGGUUUGGACUGUUUCAGUUUCUUGUGGGGAUUGGUUAUAUCAUUGGACCAAUCUUAUCAGGUUUCAUAGCCGAUGUCAGUGGAUCUUACAACUACGCAUUCUAUACUGCUGGCUCACUAGAACUCAUUGGUGGAAGUAUCUCUCUUGCGUUACUUUGUUUUGAAAUACCUUUUGUUAAUCGAGAAUUAGACGAAAGCUCGCGCUUUAGUACUGUAUUGGAGUUCAACAUUACAGAGAAGGAGACCGUUUUAUAACUAGAGAGAAAGGUAUCUAUUGGCAAAGGAGGGAGUUGGAGAAAUGUUUAGGAUCAAUCAUCAUUUGACUCAUGACUCAUAGAAUUGCGAACUAUAACACGGAUCACUGAAAAAAAAUCGCGCACUUUAAAAGGUUGUAAAUUUGAUGUAAAUAUGAUGUAAGUGUCCAACAUGAUGUAAAUUUGAUGUAAAUGUGAUAUAAUUGAUUUACAUAAAAUUUACAUUAUUUUGGACACUUACAUCAUUUUUACAAUCUUUUAAGUGCGCCAUUUUUCCGGACUUCUCCCGGAAUUGCCUCCUUCUAAGCACU